GUGAUCGGAGACAGACGUAAUCGAUUCCUAACCAAUCCUAUCGAAUAUCAGUACUUCUGUUCAGUUCAGAAGUCGUGGGUUAAAGACAUUCACGACUACAUCAGGGAAUGUAUGCCUAAAUUCUCGACACAAAAACUAAUGACCAGAAAAUUAGCGAAUCAAAUACAAAUACAGGCAAAUAAGUUAUGCGAUUCACAGACAUUCACUGCUCAGCAAUUGUUUCUAAACAGCUUUUGUUUAAAUAAGGUAAUCAAUGAAUUGCAUAAUUGUAUGGAAGAUAUGAUUGAUUACAUGAGUUUUGUGGAGCACAGGGUUAUGGGAAUCGAGAAGUUAACACAUCUCUGUUGGUAA
Molecule: messenger RNA, 351 nt
Organism: Medioppia subpectinata
Lineage: Eukaryota; Metazoa; Arthropoda; Arachnida; Sarcoptiformes; Oppiidae
Source: the annotation of a GenBank genome assembly